CUAGUUUGAUUCCUGGCUCUUCAUUUUUUUUUUUCAGUCUUUCCCUAAGUGUUUGGAGCACAUGCUUCCCCUCCCCUUAUGCCUAUAAAAGUACACCACUGAAGCAGUGUUCAUUCAUAUUUCAACUCCUUAAAUUUCUUCUUCUUUCCUUUCUCAUCCCCCAUUUGAACCUUUGAGUUUAUCAAUGGCACAUUUGGCUCGCACUACUUGCUUUCUUUUUGUACUACUGUUCCUAUCAUGGGAACUGCUUUGCAUAGAAGGAAGGAGUUUGAAAGCAACCAGAACCACCAAGUCACCAAAAUCUGUCUCCUCCGUCAAGGCAAUGAGCACUGCCAUUAACACCACAAAAGGUGUUGUUGCAAAGCCAAGCCAGUUAGAGAGUAUCGCUAAGAGUUUGAAUGGAUAUGUUGAAGCUUUUCGACCCACCACUCCCGGCCAUAGCCCUGGUGUUGGUCAUUCUAUUAACAACUAACGAAUAAGUAACAUGCAAAUGCAACUCUUAUGUAUGGUGCAAUCCUUAUAAUGUUAGUUUGAUUAGGUUCUUAUAUUAUGUGGUCGCAGCAAUCCAUAUACCUUCUACGUUUGAUUAGGUUCUUAUAUUAUGCAUGUUUGUAUUAAUGCAGUUUGGAAUAAGUGGAGAUGAACAAAAUUGAUAUUCUUACGUGUUCUGAAAAGUCAUGUUUGUCUACCUGUUUUUCACUUUGAGCAAAUAAAUUUCAUGUUACUACG
Messenger RNA from Vigna umbellata (rice bean), 729 nucleotides. Lineage: Eukaryota; Viridiplantae; Streptophyta; Magnoliopsida; Fabales; Fabaceae. The record is from RefSeq and is a predicted model, not a curated record.